CCUAAUAAGUGAUAAACUCCGGGACUGAAAAUGGCGACGGCGGGGAGCCGGACCUCGUCGUCGGGAAUAUACGAGUCGAAUAACAGCACAAACGUUGAAAGCUGUCUUCAAGGAAAUUCAAGCACCCCUAGUCUUCCAAGCAGUCACGGUAAGGCGAAGAGUAGUACAGGGGAAAACUCACAAUGGAGACGUAAAGAUCUACGCAAAGUCCGAAGUGUGGAUCUGGAUAAACCUGAGUCGCUGCUCCUAUCUCCUGAGACUGGGACGGCUCCGAUAUCCGCGCAGCUUCACUUCUUGUCCAUUUCCUCGCCUGGUGCGGUCCAGGCUACUUUAUUACAGAAAACACCCCACAUUCAGCAGAGCAACUCACUAACUGAUCACCCUCUCUCGGAUAAAACGACUAAUAGUUUGUCUACAGCCGCUCAGGAAUUGUUGAAAACUUCUUUCAAAAACAGCAGCGACCAUCUCAGUCCGGAUAAUGGUGCAACCGUAACUUCAAUAGAAGUUAAUACUACACAAAAUAGUCGCGACAUGGAGAGUAAGGAUACCCUGCGGGGUCUGCAGAAGAUGGAAGACCGGCCCGAGGAGCGGAUGAUCCGGGAGAAGCUCAAGGCCACCUGCAUGCCCACCUGGAAGCACGAGUGGCUGGAGAGACGUAGCAGGAGGGGCCCGGUGGUGGUGAAGCCCGUCCCCCUGCGACCGGACGGGAGCGAGGCGGGCUGCAAAGGGGCAGAGGUCGGAGUUGACUCACCCACCAGCUCCUCCCCCCAGCAGAGCAGAGGCCGCCGCAGCCCCUCCCCUGGACCCCCCUCUUCCUCCUCCUCUUCCUCUGGCAGGGUCGGUGGGAAGCCCGAGUCCCCCGGGGUGCGCAGGAAGAGGGCCUCACCCGUGCCGUUUCAGAGUGGCAGGGUGACGCCCCCUCGCCGGGCGCCCUCUCCAGACGGCUUCUCCCCCUACAGUCCUGAGGAGACCAGUCGCCGUGUCAACAAGGUCAUGAGGGCUCGCCUCUACCUACUGCAGCAGAUAGGCCCCAACUCUUUUCUGAUUGGAGGAGACAGCCCCGACAACAAAUACAGGGUGUUCAUUGGUCCACAGACCUGUAGCUGUGGCCGAGGGGCAUUCUGUAUCCACGUCCUCUUCGUCAUGCUCCGUGUCUUCCAGCUGGAGCCCUCAGACCCCCUGCUCUGGAGGAAAACCCUCAAAAACUUUGAGGUGGAGAGCUUGUUCCAGAAGUACCACAAUCGCCGCAGCUCGCGCAUCAAGGCACCGUCGCGCAACACCAUUCAGAAGUUUGUGUCGCGCAUGUCCAACCCCCACACGUCCUGUCCGUCCAGCAACUCUGGCGCCUCGAGCAAUGACAGCAGUAGUCUGAAGGAUGAAGAGGAGCAGAUGUGUCCUAUCUGUCUGUUGGACAUGCUGGAUGAGGAGAGUCUGACUGUGUGUGAGGAAGGCUGCAGGAACAAGCUACACCACCACUGCAUGUCUAUCUGGGCUGAGGAAUGCCGGCGGAACCACGAGACGCUCAUCUGCCCCCUCUGUAGAGCCAAGUGGAAGUCCCAUGAUUUUUACAGCCAUGACCCCUCAUCUGUCUCCAUGGAGAAUGCGGCAGCGUCAUCGUCCCACAGUGAAGGGGGUUCAAGAGGGGGGUCAUCGUCCCAGGAGGGGGACUUCACCCUGCCCCAAUACGGGGUCCAGCAGAUCCCCCAGACCUACAAAGAACUUGCUGAGCCUUGGAUAAAGGUGUUUGGCAUGGAGGUGGUGGGUUGUCUGUUCUCUAGGAACUGGAGCAUCAGGGAGAUGGCCCUGCGGCGGCUGUCGCAUGACGUCAGCGGCGCGCUCCUCCUGGCCAAUGGCGAACGCUCCUGGCCGGGGGCGGGGCUAGGGGCCGGGGCGGGCUGCUCUGAGGUGUCAGGUGACGUGGUGGUGGAGUCAUGCUGUAGUGUCCUCUCCAUGGUGUGUGCUGACCCUGUCUACAAGGUCUACGUGGCUGCACUGAAAACCUUGCGGGCCAUGCUGGUGUACACGCCCUGCCACUCCGUGUCUGAACGCUCGCGCCUGCAGCAGCUGCUCCGGUCCGUGGUGGAGACCAUCCUGGUCAAAUGUGCCGACGCCAACAGUCGUACCAGCCAGCUGUCGGUGUCCACACUACUGGAGCUGUGUAAAGGCCAGCUGGGAGAGCUGGCUGUAGGUAGAGAGAUCCUCAAAGCAGGGUCCAUUGGUAUUGGCGGGGUGGACUAUGUCCUGAACUGCAUCCUGGGGCCCCAGACUGAGGCCAAUAACUGGCAGGCCCUGCUGGGCCGUCUGUGUCUGAUUGACAGGCUCCUGCUGGAGUUCCCUGCUGAGUUCUACCCACACAUCGUCUCCGGAGGGGACUGGCACCAGUCUCAGACCAUGGGGGAUAGGUAUCAGAAGCUGCUCCCCCUACUGAGCUUCUCACUGCAGUCCAUCGACAACUCCCACUCUAUGGUGGGCAAGCUGUCUCGCCGCGUGUUCCUGAGCGCCGCGCGCAUGGUGGCCCGCGUGCCGCACGUCUUCGUCAAGCUCCUGGACAUGCUAAGCGUCACCAGCUCCACGCACUACGCCCGCAUGCGCCGCCGCCUGCUCGCCAUCGCCGAGGAGAUGGACAUCCUGGAUGCCAUCAACCUGGGCCUGGAGAGCAUGGAGCACAGCGCCAGCGAUGCCCACCAACGGGCCAACGCCGCCUUCCUUGAGCCCUCCGCACCUCAGAACUCGCCCAACGUGACCGAGAGCAACACCCCGACGCAUACGGUCCAGAUGACCAGCGGGAAGGGAGGGAGAGGUUUCUCCGGCAAUGUGGGAGCGAGUCCUGAGGAUAUAAGUGAGAGGUUAGCGGCCAUCUCCACUAGCGCUGGGCGUCCCAAUAUGGCCACUUCCACGUGUGGUGGGGCCCUGGCCGAGCCAAAGCCUCCCGUUCAGGCGCGUAACCGCCCCCUCAGCCAGUGCCUGAACUCUACGCCUACCAGCCAAGCCCCCAGCCUCCCCUCGCCCUCCGCCUCCCACCCUCCCCCAUCCUUCCCAGGACCUGACAGCAGUACCAAACCCCGGCCCCAGAGCUUCGUCCCCAGCAAGCUUGCGUCAACUGCCCCCUCUGCUUCCUCCUGCUCUCCAGGCUCCCAGCGCAGGUUUCCCCAGCAGAAGCCCUUCAGCAAUAAGGACCCAGAGAAGCAGCUCCCCUCCCCCUGUUUCACCCAGGCCCGACCCCUCCCCUCCAGCCAGAUCCACAGACCAAAGCCCUCCCGACCCACCCCCUCCGAGGGGGCCAAGACCCUCUGCACCUCGCCCACUCCAAGAGCCUCCAAGAUGGGCAUGAAGCUGGACCUCCAAGGGGAAAAGCCCAGCCUCUCCACCAGCGCCUCCGGAGGUGAAGGCCCCUCCACAGGGGGCCACAUGGGGGGUGCCACCACCCUCAUCAGCAGCGAGGACAGCUGCUUCACCCCUGUGGAAGAGAAGUUCCGUGGACUGGACGCCUCUGCUGAGCUCAACUCCUCCAUGGAAGACCUCCUGGAAGCAUCUUUGCCCGUUGCCGGCGACACCACCACCGUCACGUUCCAGUCGGAGGUGGCCGUGCUGUCGCCGGAGCGGGCUGGGGACGGGCCAGGAGGAGGGGGAGAGGUGGGGAUGUACAGUGAGGACGUGACGCAACACCAGAAGUGCAAGGAGAAGAUGGAGGCGGAGGAGGAGGCGGCGCUGGCUGUAGUUAUGGCCAUGUCCGAGUCGCAGGAUGCGCUGCCCGUCAUCCCCCAGCUGCAGGUGGAUAAAGACCAGGACAUCAUCAUCAUCCAGGCAGAUACUCCAGAGACUCUGCCUGGCCAUACCAAAGCCAAGCAGCCCUACAGGGAGGGCCAGGAGUGGUUGAAGGGCCAGCAGAUCGGCCUGGGGGCCUUCUCCUCCUGCUACCAGGCCCAGGACGUGGGCACUGGCACCCUGAUGGCAGUCAAACAGGUGACCUACGUCAGGAACACAUCGUCGGAGCAAGAGGAGGUGGUGACUGCUCUGAGGGAGGAGAUCCGGAUGAUGGCCCACCUCAACCACCCCAACAUCAUCCGUAUGCUGGGGGCCACCUGUGAGAAGAGCAACUAUAACCUGAUGGUGGAGUGGAUGGCAGGUGGCAGUGUGUCCCAUCUCCUGAACAAGUAUGGGGCCUUCAAGGAGGCUGUGAUCAUCAACUACACGGAGCAGCUGCUCCGAGGCCUGGCCUACCUCCACGAGAACCAGAUCAUCCACAGAGACAUCAAAGGUGCCAACCUGCUGAUUGACAGCACAGGUCAGAGGCUGAGGAUAGCUGACUUUGGUGCUGCAGCUAGACUGGCCUCCAAGGGCACUGGGGCAGGGGAGUUCCAGGGCCAACUCCUGGGAACCAUUGCCUUCAUGGCCCCAGAGGUGCUGCGUGGACAGCAGUACGGCCGGAGCUGUGACGUGUGGAGUGUGGGCUGUGCCAUCAUCGAGAUGUCGUGUGCCAAGCCCCCCUGGAACGCAGAGAAACACUCCAACCACCUCGCUCUCAUAUUCAAGAUUGCGAGUGCCACCACGGCUCCCUCCAUCCCUCCCCAACUGACCCCUGGCCUGAGGGACGUCACCCUGCGCUGCCUUGAGCUGCAGCCUGCCGACCGGCCCCCAUCCAGGGAACUCCUCAAGCACCCCGUCUUCCGCCUCAACUGGUAGUCCCCAACAUCCUCCCACAGUCCCCAACAUCCUCCCACAGUCCCCAACAUCCUCCCACAGUCCCCCACAUCCUCCCACAGUCCCCAACAUCCUCCCUAUCCCAUAGUGUCUACUACUGAAGGCCCAGCCAGCCUGCCUGCUUUUCUCUCCUCUUCCCACCGCUGACAAUCAGACCAGCCUACCUAACCCUAGACCGACCUCCAUCCACCACCGACCAGCCUCCCUAACCCCAGACUGCCCUCCAUCCACCACCGACCAGCCUCCCUAACCCUAGACCGCCCUCCAUCCACCACCGACCAGCCUCCCUAACCCCAGACCGCCCUCCAUCCACCCCAGACCAGCCUCCCUAACCCCAGACCGACCUCCAUCCACCCCAGACCAGCCUACCGAACCCUAGACCGACCUUCAUCCACCACCGACCAGCCUACCUAACACCAGACUGCCCUCCAUCCACCCCAGACCAGCCUCCCUAACACCAGACUGCCCUCCAUCCACACCAGACCAGCCUCCCUAACACCAGACUGCCCUCCAUCCACACCAAGCUGCCCCCAGUUAUGAGUGGAGGGCCUGGGAUGGAUGGGAUAAUACCCUCCCGUUCCACUACUAUGGCCUCAAACUGCUGUACCUUUAGCACAAAAUGCAAAAAGCAAGUCGCAAAAGUUCUACUACGAAAACGGUGCUUUCUUAGUUAGUGCCAUGUUGGUAUACUGUAGUCUGUAUUGCUCUGUUUUAUCAAGCCUCUGUUCUGGUAAAGAAAUGGUUCCUUUAGCACUUUGGUAGCCAUUUUGCAAUGGUUUCGAGAAGUUCCUCUUCCCAUUUUAACCCCCCGUGAGUCAACAAAUAAGUCCUUAGAACCGCAAUCUGGAGACACCGGAGUAAAAUGGUUUUUAUCACUGUUCCGUUGUGACGUCGGGUCAUAAGUUUCCGACUCGGUUUUUGUUUUUAGAGUAUCCUAUGUGUAGAAGAAAGGCAUAAUGAAGCUGUUUUAAUCGAUUGAAUUUGUGCAUAACUGCAUUUCUAUAAAGAUGCUUUUAAGAUGUGCAUUUUACUGUUGGGCCAUAAAGCUUAGUCGAAUAAUCAUGAAGAUUACUUAAGUAUUUCAGGGAGCGGUGAUUGAUCUAACAGAAACAUUGCUAGUUCGGCUAGCAUAACGCUGAAUGUGAACGCUUAUGAUGCCCGCAUUGUCUCCAAUGUUAUUUUGUUCUUUGAUUAUUUUAUUUUUUUGAGAUAAAGAUCCCAUGUAUGAAGUUAUGAUUUUUUUUUAUAUAUAUAUAUACAAUAACACCCCAAAAAGAUAUAAAUAUAUUUUUUUUGGUGUCAUUGUAUAUUCAAAGCUAUCCUUAAGAGAUUGAGACAUUUAUUGUGUAUGGGCGUAAGUUUUCCAAACAACACUUUGAUGUCGUACCACACUGUUAAAAUGAAAACACCCUGUUGGUCUCUUAACUCUCGCUGUUACAAUUGAGCCAUGUGCAUCGCACAUAUUUUAGCCUUUUUAAAUAAUUUUAUGAGCCCUAAAUGCUGUGUCCAUACAUUCAAAACCGCUAUAUUCAAUAUUGAUCUACCAUUCUUCUGGUGCUGUUCCUUUGUAGAAUGUCACGCUACAAUUCAACAAUUAAAUUUUUUAUUAUUUUUUAUCUUGGCUCUAUUUUUAAAACAAAUUGUUAUAAAAUCCAUGUACAUCUGAGGUUUUCUAUGACUCUUCUAUUUUCCAUUGUGGAUACUCUAUAUAAUGAAUAAAUGCUGUACAAUUUUUUUAUUUUCGGUGGAGGGAUAUUUCUGAUUUAAGGCUGACUUUUCUGCUUAAAUGUUUUACCAUCUUUUUGAUUAGAAUUCUCAAACAUGUUCCUAAAUGGUGUUAAUUUAUGAACUAUAACUCUCCAAGUGUUGUUGUUCUGGUUGUAAUCCAUUAAAGUAAUUGCAUGUAAUUGCUAUUUUUAUUUGGCAUCCCUUAAUGGCAAGGGUUUGAGACAAUUAAAAAAAAUAUCAAAAAAAAAUUAAGCAGAAAAUGUAAUCUAUUUAAAACAAAUCCUAUUCUUUACAUGGAGUACAAGCUGAUCAAGCUUGAAGAGUUAAAUGUAAAUACAUGUGAAGUUUGGUAGCUAAAAUGAUUGUACUUGACUGUAUUUUUAUACCACACUCUUUUCCAUUUUAAUUUUUUGUUCCUGCUUCGGGUUAUUUUUCUUAUGCCUUUUUAAAAGCUUUAAAGUUAUGCACUCUGGUCUUUUUUAUAUACUGGAAGAAAAAUCUGUUUCUGUCAUUCAUAAAAGCUAAUCAGUAUUACUUCAAUUUGUCAUGUCUAUAAUUCUUACCAAUCUCUUAAUGCCUUCUGAAUCCUCUUGUCCACCUGUCUCAGCCAGCUUGCUGGUCUAUUUUGUCUUAUUUUAUGCUGAUGUGAUGUAAUCUUAUGUGCUUUUUUUGGAUCUAAGCUGGACUGAAAUUUGUGUGAAAUUGUUUCCUGUUUCCUGUGUCACUUGGUGGUACUUUUUUUUAUUUGUAAAGAACAUCUUGCUGUUUUAUUCCAGUCUCUACUACCUCAGGUGUCCUAUAGAGUCUCUUCUACCAAAGUUCACUUUCUCUCUAUAUAUAUAUUUAUAUAUAUAUAUAUAUAAUCUUUUUUACUUUUUUUUUCUCAAAGAUUUUCAGGGCUUAAGGGCUAACUUAUAUUAGCACCUUUACUGUGCAAAUAAACUCAUGAAAUAUCUGGAUUAAUAAAAAAAUGGCUUAAACUGUAUCCUGUAAGUUAAAAUGUAUCAAGAUAUUUUAAUUAUUACAAUUUUUACCCCAUUCUAAGCAUUUUAUUGCAUAAAUUGGAACUUAUUUUGGUGUCUGUCUUUAUGGUAAAUAAACAAAAAAUUGGGAAAAAGGUU
Messenger RNA from Oncorhynchus masou masou (cherry salmon), 7550 nucleotides. It is a transcript of the gene map3k1, whose product is annotated as mitogen-activated protein kinase kinase kinase 1, E3 ubiquitin protein ligase. Gene Ontology annotation, biological process: protein phosphorylation. The record is from RefSeq and is a predicted model, not a curated record. NCBI's taxonomy places the organism in Eukaryota, Metazoa, Chordata, Actinopteri, Salmoniformes, Salmonidae. Gene Ontology annotation, molecular function: zinc ion binding; protein kinase activity; ATP binding.